GCCGGAGACCUGGGGUGGGUCUUGCGUUCAACAAAAGGAAACGUACUGUUUCGGCGAGUCUCACUCUGCUUUCUAGAACACUGUCUCUCACAUUUGGUUCGCUUGAGCUCCCUCAACGCCACAUCGGUAGACAAAGCUUUUUUUCGCAAGUCUCUCUGCACCGAAGCUGGACGGCCGUUUUAUAGACGGGAUGCAGACCCCGGCCGCUGCACGAUCAAGAGACGCGGAAAACAGGUUCGUCCUGUAGAGAAGCGUCAUCGAAAACAGAGACAUGGACACUGCGCGUCCCUUUUCGGCGAGAAGGAUGCGUUUCUCUCCAGAGAUGCGCAUACGCGCAGGUCGGCAGAGGAGACGCGCCGAUCGCAACAACAGGAACGCAAAACGUUCCUCGCGUUCGGCGUAUUCUCCCAUCUCUCACGCGGCCUCAAGCAGAGACACUCGCGGGCCUUGCAGUGUUCAAAACUGCGAAGGCAGUCGAUUGUGCCGACGUGUACGCACCGCCAGCAAGUCUCGGCGCCUGGAGCGUCAAAGCAAGCGCGAGUGCAGGAAGAAUCACUGUCCUCGGGCGCGUGGAACGCGUCUUCGGAAACGCGUACGAAAAGGGAAGAGCCACAGAAGACCGCCCCCUUCUAGCUGUGGGCGCUGCUCUCUGAACUGCAUGCAUGUACAUUCGUGUUCGGAGCGAGGGAAGGUCGCUUUCUCUGUUUCCGCGAGCUGCGACACCUCGCAGAUGUCCACUCUCUCUUCGAAUCCACGAAAAACGAGUUGGACUUUGAUAUGCUGGUCAAAUAUUCUCAGACUCUCCGGUUUUUUUCGUCGCUGCAUGCGGCUGUACAGGUCGCCGUGGCGACAGGGUUGCAGGCAGCGCGUUUUCUGCUCUCGACCGAGCAUGCAAAUAGUACACGAGAGCUACGAAAAAGUUCCGACUGCUCAAGCGCCCGCCCAACAUCCCUCAUGUUAAACAACACUGAGUCGAGCAUGCGCUCUGUCCUCACCACAUUUUUCGGUUCGUCUCCG
This is a messenger RNA of Toxoplasma gondii ME49, 1017 nucleotides long. RefSeq lists its product as hypothetical. NCBI's taxonomy places the organism in Eukaryota, Apicomplexa, Conoidasida, Eucoccidiorida, Sarcocystidae. The coding region runs from base 272 to 961 and encodes 229 amino acids. The record is from RefSeq and is a predicted model, not a curated record. The transcript has a single exon.